AUGGAGGGAAUUGAAUAUUAUAUUGAUGACAUGAUCACGCUUCCAGGCUUUGUACACCGUCAUCUAGCCCUUAUGCGUGAAUUGGACCAAAGGGCAUAUGAAGCGCAAUUGAAAGCAAACGAAUUGGAACUGGAGUACUUUAAAUUGGAUGUAUCACAGCAUUCUGGCAUUAAUUUUAGCGACAAGAAGGCGAAUUCGGGCGUUGGCAAUAAGGACAUCAGAAACCUACACGACCUAUUGAAUGGGAAAGUAAUACUAACGCCUAUAACUAGGCCAAUCCCCGAUGAUAGCAGCAAAGCAAUAGAAGGGAUUAACACAGACAUAAGUUCAGUCAAUGCUGAUGACUCUAACCAGAAUGCCAGUUGCAAUGGUACGAGAUCUAGGUCUAAAAAUAGUCCACCUACAUCUAAAGAUACUAGCGUUAAAAAUGCAACCAUUGGAAAAGAAUCGAUGACAAGCCUUGUGGAAAAUAUACAAAAGUAUAGGCAAGAGUCUGUACUCGCGCUGAGAGAGAAGAUCAACGUUAACGAUCAGCUCGUGUGUAUGCUAAAGCACGAAAAUGAACGGAUGAAGCAUCAAUUUGACAUUAUCUAUAGGGCUAUGGAGAAAAACGGCCAGUUGCCUCUUGAACUGAAGUUUAAGGUGGAAAAUGGGAUAGAUUUGAAAGAAGAAUACGAAAUACAGAGUGCUUCAGGAUUUUCAUCCGACUGUGAAAACUUUAAGUACAAUAAAAGCGACACAAAUAGAAUGCCAUCUAAAACUUCCACCUCCGAUACAAAACACUCAAGAUAUUUGAACUAUGAUAAUGAUAAAAAUGUGACUGGUGUGUAUAAGAAAUCGUAUGGUGAAAGUUACGAUGAUGUGUGGGACGGAAUAUGUCCCGUUUGCAACAAGGGCGAAGAUGCCCAAGACGAAUUUGGAAUGGUAGGCUGCGAUUCCUGCAACAAUUGGUUCCAUUUUCACUGUGUAAAUUACUCCAAUACUUGCCGUGAUGAACCCUGGUUUUGUCCCAAUUGCGAGUCAAUCCGUUAA
Messenger RNA from Babesia microti strain RI, 1032 nucleotides. RefSeq names its product CXXC1, SPP1, CPS40. The record is from RefSeq and is a predicted model, not a curated record. The transcript has a single exon. Bases 1 to 1032 code for a protein of 343 amino acids. Lineage: Eukaryota; Apicomplexa; Aconoidasida; Piroplasmida; Babesiidae.